UGUAUUUUUAUAAAACAUUUGCUCUCCUGCACGCCUGACACUGUUAAAGCAGAAAGGGCCCACAGAAGGACUGCUGUGCCUUUCACUCAAAAGGACAGCGAGGCACACUCCGGCCUGGAGCUGCAAUUUGGACACAAAGAGAAAAGAAAAGUGUCAAAAAGAACGAAAGAAGAUGGAUGUAAAGACUAAAAACUCGGACAUCAGCCUGGAGAAGUUAGGCAGGAUGGCCGAGGAGCUGAUGCUGCCGGGAAGGUUUAUUCUCCGAGUCCUUAACUCCGCUCUGGAGUCUGUCACAAACGUCCUGGCUGCGAUUUUAGGAAGUCAAGUGGUCAGAAGACACUUCCACCUGAUGCUGUCUGGUCUGGUUCUGUUUGGGCCUGUGCUGAGUCUGUGGGUGUCAAAGUUCAGCAUCUUCACAAACAGCCACCAUUACCUGUACAGGAAGUUUCUGAAGUCCACUUGGGGUUGGACCUGGAUCUUCAGCGGCUCCUUCAUCCUCCUCCUCUCCCUCUCUGCCCGUCACUCCCUCUCUCUCUCCCUCCGCCACCUCUCUCGGAUUGGGGUGGUGGGCUUGCUUUGGUGGGGAUGUCGCCGCCUUCUGACCCUGCUGGAGGACGCGACGGGGACCUGCUACGAGCCGAUUGCCCAGGAAACCCAGAGCUCUGCCUCCCUGGGACUUCCACCGCCGCUGCUGCUCUUGCAUGAGGGCCGGAGCAAGGCCUCCUGCCUCAGGGACAACAUGGUGUGGAGGGGCUACGAGGUUUCCCAGGACGUCCUCAUCCUCUGCUUGUGCUGCCUGCUGCUGGUGGAGGAACUGUCCGUCUUUGGCCCUCACGUGGCCCGAGCGAGGAGGAGUGGUCCCCCCGGGGCCCCGUUGAGAUUCGUCUUCCUUCUGUGUGUCGCUCUGCUCGCCGUGUGGAUGUUCCUGCUGCUGUGUAUGCUCUCAUACUUCCCAAAGUUCCCCUCGCAGCAGCUGGGGGGAGCUCUGGGCUACCUGGGCUGGAAAGGACUUUAUCAGGGAUGGUACACACUCGGGCCGAGCUGGUGCUUCACUGGUUUGCCAGGAGACGGACCAUUAACAACCACGGAAACCGGAAAACAAUCGGAGUAGAUGAUAUUUAGGGGGUGUGAGUGUGACCUCGAAAAGAGGAUUUCCCAUUAGGUCUUCGGAGGCAAUCUAGGUAUUAAACACUGUGUGUAAACGACACCACGAGUCUGGCAUCACGUGAAUAUGCAGGUUCAUUUCACUGUUUGUAACAUUAGAUACAAAUUCCCAUUCAGACAGAUUAAGUUCAGGCAGAUUUAUUGGAAUCAUGUUGCUUUAUUUUGUAAUCUGAACCAAAAUGCAUGAUAUGAGAUGACACGAGACGUUUUUGUCAGAGCGGGUUUUUUGUUACUUGAUGGCAGCGUCACACGAGACGAGCUGCAUCUUGUCUGAGAGCCCGUGAGUGUGCUGAUGCCCGUCUCAGUAGAUGAGAGCCUUCCCGUCCCCUCGGGGCUUCUUGAUCUUGUCGUAGUUCUUGUUGAUGACGUCGAACAGCACGGCCUGUGGAGAGAAACGAGGGCGAGAGUCAGGCAGACACAGGCAACAGCAGAGAUGUGAGACGGAGCGUGAAUAAGACAGAGACACAUAGAGCACUUUCUGUAUAAUCGUGUCCUUUCAUCGUCACCUGCACCGCCGCAUUCAUAAACGGCAUCAAACGCCGCAGGAAGUAAAGAUUAAUGGACAGGAGAGGGAGCACAAAUCACUUUAACACAAGCACAGCAAUUAGUUUAAUUAGCGUCCUAUUAAGAAGGAAGUGAUUCCAUUUAGCCUCCGUCCCUGCUGCGGAGACACGGCUGGAAUAUUUAACAGAUGUGAGGGGAGUUAUCUUCAAAAUUCAGUGUUUGAUUACCACAGAUGAGAUACUGGGUUCAAAAAAUAAGUAUUCAGUCAAACAUUAUCAAUCGAAUCAAUACCACUUGGGUUUUUUCUACAAGAAAGUUUUUAUCAAGUUAAAAAUGUCAGAGGCCUGAGAGUGAAGAUCAAUGUAUCGGUAUCUCACAUAUGUGUUGCAGAUGUCCUGGAGCACGAGGAGGAGCUCGAAGUACUGAUACUGGUCCAGCUCGUGAACCAGCUGCCUGUAGUCUCCCUGCACCACACAAACACAAAACAAUUAUGGGUUAGGGUCACGACAUUACUCAAAUGAAGUCUUAAAAACUAAAAAAUUUACGAGAAACUUAUGUCGUAAUUUAAUGAGAAAAAAGUCAUAUUACAAGAAGUACUACUUACUACUACUUAACUAACGCCUUUUUUCUAGUCAUGUUCCGAUUUUCUUGUAGUUUGACAACUUUUUCCCGAAAAUACUACAGCUUCGUUAUUGUAAAAUUAUGAGAACUUUUCUAGUAAUAUAAAAAAAAAAUCCUUGUAAUAUUAUGACUUUUUUCUUGAAGUCUCGAAGUGGCUCUAACACUCAAUUACUUACUUGUAUAUUAUUUUGUCUGAAUUCAUUCUAUCACUGACUGUGUGAGCGCUAUCACACAGAAACACACAGACACGUAGGAAAAUAUGGAUCAAGACAACAUAGGGUACUGACCACGUGGGGUUGUUUGGAGGCUUUGGCCACAGCAUCACCUCUCUCAUUGUAAUAUCUAACAAAACAGGGAAAGAGAAGUGUCAUUUUGAACAGUCCUCAGCGACAGAUACUAUCUAACACACUUUAAAAUCCAUCUGAGGUCCUCACUAAAUGUUAAAAUGUCUGAUUCCAACAUGACGUCUCUGAAACCGACAGUCAAGUUCUGGUUAGAGCGCGAAAUGUGUAACGCGCUAAAAUAUUCACAGCUCAAGAAGAUUCUCCUGGAUUAUUUUUUAGUUGCAGGGCCUGGUCUUUUUUCCCCAUGAAUCUUAAUGAAUUGUGUUUUUGAACUGCAUCCUUUGGUUCAUGCUGACUGAAUAAAGUGUCCACUCUGUCACAGUCAA
Molecule: messenger RNA, 2959 nt
Organism: Hippoglossus stenolepis (Pacific halibut)
Lineage: Eukaryota; Metazoa; Chordata; Actinopteri; Pleuronectiformes; Pleuronectidae
Product: fat storage-inducing transmembrane protein 1
Exons: 2
Coding region: 173-1111 (312 amino acids)
Biological process (GO): phospholipid biosynthetic process; lipid droplet organization; lipid storage
Cellular component (GO): endoplasmic reticulum membrane
Source: RefSeq, a predicted model, not a curated record